AUGUCAUUCUCCACUUUGCUUGCGGACGGGGAGUGGAAGUUCGUCAAAGAAGAUUACGAAAACGCGAUAAAAAGCUUCACGGCGGCGCUUGCUUUAAGUCCUGACGAGAAGAACUGCCUCGUUUCUCGAGCCAAAUGUUACAUGAAGUUGGGACAGCUUGGAAAUGCUUUAAAAGAUGCUGAAACUUCUCUUAAAGAUGACGAGACCUUUUGUGAGGGGCUGUACCUGAAGGCAGAGGCUUUGUUCCUCAUGGGGGAGUUUGAAUUCGCCUUGGUGUUUUACAGCAGAGGAUUCAACAUCCGUCCACGCAGGUUCAGGCUCGGUUUGCAGAAAUCACAGGAGGCGAUCGAGAACUCCAUCGGCUGUCCUUCCACUGUGGAGCUGGAGAUUAAAGGAGACCUUUCAUUUCUCCAAAAAGAAGAAGAGAGAGUACAUCCGAUCACCGUUGUUCAGGAUCAGAUGAACGAGAAAAGACGUGACGCCCCAAAGACCUACAAGAAUGAGAAGACCACCAAACAGCUUCUGGGAAAGUUUUACAGCGACAAGAAAUUUCUAGAAGACCUGAUGAAAGAUGAAGACUUGGCUAAAGGUGUGACAACGCGUGGGGAACGAGUGCAGGACAUCAUCGAGGGCUGCAUCACGUCGUUUGAGAAACACACUGAGCUCUGGAGUCAGGAGAAACCAGUUUCCCUUCGAAAACAGAAACCUUCAGCGAGUUCAGCAGAAAUGUGUACGUCUUCUGAACCGGCUCAAUUUAUGCUGAAAAGCCUCGAUGAUACAGAAGCAGCCACAGAGAGGACGUCAGCCGAUGAGGAAAACCUUCUGGAGAAAGCAGAACAAACAUAGUUUUCAUUGAUUUGUGUUGAUCCUGCCCUGAAAUUUAUUUAUGUCUUGAUUUUAAACUGUUAUUUUUGACAAAAGUUACAUUUGUACUGUGAAUAUUU
Messenger RNA from Nematolebias whitei (Rio pearlfish), 944 nucleotides. It is a transcript of the gene odad4, whose product is annotated as outer dynein arm docking complex subunit 4. The record is from RefSeq and is a predicted model, not a curated record. Gene Ontology annotation, cellular component: cytoplasm. Gene Ontology annotation, molecular function: protein binding. Bases 1 to 846 code for a protein of 281 amino acids. The transcript has 7 exons. NCBI's taxonomy places the organism in Eukaryota, Metazoa, Chordata, Actinopteri, Cyprinodontiformes, Rivulidae.